Molecule: messenger RNA, 993 nt
Organism: Sclerotinia trifoliorum
Lineage: Eukaryota; Fungi; Ascomycota; Leotiomycetes; Helotiales; Sclerotiniaceae
Source: the annotation of a GenBank genome assembly
AUAUGGCACAUGGAAAGUUUUCUCAAUCCAUCAUUCUCUCCCAUAUAAUUUCCUGAUUCAAUCAUGAGGAAUGCCACUCCGUCUUUGCCCCUCUCCUUUUGUCAUUGCACGGAUUCCAUGGAUUCAAGCACAGCGAUUGUCUUUCCAUAGUACUGCUAUCUACAGAGAUGUCGCUCAGAACCACUACCAGACUUUGCAAGUCGCCCCGAGUGCUACACCGGCCGAAAUCAAAAAGUACGAUCACCUCCUCCUCAUCCAUUCAUUUUCAAUUGACUUCCAUAUACUGAUUUAAGCUCUUCAAGAUCUUUCUACGCUCUCAGUAAACUCCAUCAUCCCGACCAUAACCCCUCUGACCCCUCCGCAUCAAAACGCUUCGUAAAAAUAUCCGAAGCAUGGGCUAUUCUCGGCACCCCAGCAAAACGUCAAGCAUAUGAUCGAGAACACCAUUUAAAUGCUCACGCGCAUGGAACAGCUCACCAUCCACCACAAGGUUCCUAUUCAUCUAGCGGUCCGGCAGGUGGUAGACCUGCUAGCGGUUUGUCUAGGCGACGGACACAGUUCCGAGGACCGCCACCUAGCUUUUAUAGAAGUGGGGGAUGGGGAGAGCACAGUGCGAAGAGGAGAGCUGCGCAAGACAAUGGUGCGCCAGGAGCAGAGGCUCCGCCAAAUACAGAAAUGGGUGGUGGAAUGGGGACGGGCCAGAUGCCAUGGGGCCGAGAAGGAGAUAUUCCUCACUUUGAUAAAAGAAGACACACGCAAACACAUGACAAUGUGGAUAGAAGAAGGCGACGUCGGAUGAGUGAGCAUUUCAUACCAGCCGACAGGGAAAGGAGCACUUUCGCCAAUUUCGUUAUUCUUAGUGCAGUCAUAUCUUUGAGUGUCGCUAUACCAUCGUAUUUAUACGAAAGGAUAACAAGUGCAGGAAGACCAGGGAAGAAAUCAGCAUAACAUUGGCACAAAAAUAGACCAUAGAAUUAUUAUCUAUCCUUUCAA